Messenger RNA from Saccharomycodes ludwigii, 1371 nucleotides. RefSeq names its product oxysterol-binding protein KES1 (gene KES1). Lineage: Eukaryota; Fungi; Ascomycota; Saccharomycetes; Saccharomycodales; Saccharomycodaceae. Gene Ontology annotation, molecular function: oxysterol binding. The record is from RefSeq and is a predicted model, not a curated record. The transcript has a single exon. Gene Ontology annotation, cellular component: intracellular membrane-bounded organelle; membrane; cytosol. Gene Ontology annotation, biological process: maintenance of cell polarity; exocytosis; endocytosis. Bases 1 to 1371 code for a protein of 456 amino acids.
AUGUCAUCUUCCUCUUCCUCCUCUUCCUCAUCAUAUGCCAGUUCGUCAACAUGGACUUCUUUUUUGAAAUCUAUUGCCAGUUUUAACGGUGAUCUAUCCUCAUUGACUGCUCCACCAUUCAUUUUGUCACCAACUUCCUUAACUGAAUUCUCCAUGUAUUGGGCAGAGCAUCCAGAUUUAUUUUUAGCUCCAUCUAUACAAAAAAAUUCAUUUGAACCAACCCUUCCUUCAAGUGAAACUACAGAAUAUCCUCCACAAUUAAUUCGUUUCUUGCAUGUUGUAAGAUGGUUUCUUUCUACUUUGAAAUCACAAUAUUGUUCAAGAAACGAAAGUAUGGGCAGUGAAAAAAAACCACUAAACCCAUUUUUAGGUGAACUUUUUGUUGGUAAAUGGGAGCAUGAAGAUAAAGAUGACCAAUAUGGCACCACUGUUUGUUUAAGUGAGCAAGUUUCUCAUCAUCCUCCAAUAACUGCCUAUUCUAUCUUUAAUGAUAAAAAUAACGUUUUAUUGGAAGGUUAUAAUGGUAUUAGUUCUACUUUCUCCACGGCUAGCCUAAGUGUUAAACAAUAUGGCCAUGCCAUAUUAAAAUUGGCUAAUGAAGGUGAAGAUUUUAUUUUUACUUUACCUCCAUUGCAUAUUGAGGGGUUAUUGUUAGCUUCUCCCUUUGUAGAAUUAGAUAGUAAAUCUUAUAUUUACUCUUCCACUGGGUAUCACUGUGUUAUCGAAUAUAGCGGGAGAGGCUAUUUCAGUGGUAAAAAACAUUCUUUUAAAGCCAAGAUAUAUAAAACAACUAAUGAUGAAAGUAUAGAUAGUGGUAAAACAACGGAGAAUAGUAGUGCAUCAACUGAGCAUCCUUUAUUUGUUAUUAGUGGUCAAUGGAGUGGCAAAUCUACAAUUUAUACUGGAGCUGAUGAAAAAAAGAAGAAAAAUGGUAAGAUUUUUUAUGAUGCUAGCGAAUCGAAAGCCGAAUCGUUAAAGGUCAAACCUGUUGAAGAGCAACAUCCAUUAGAGAGUAGAAAAGCUUGGGCUAAAGUUGCCGAAGCUAUUAAGUUGGGUGAUUAUAAAAUGAUUGCCCAAGAGAAAUCGAUUUUGGAGGAAGCUCAAAGGGAUUUGAGAAAAGAAGAAGAAGCCAAGGGUAUCAAUUGGGAGCGUAGAUGGUUUGAAGCAGUUGAUCUUAACGAUGCUUCUUCAUCUGGUGCCGACGAUCCUUUUGUUAGUUUAGCUAAGAGAGGUAAUUUGUCCCUUAAGAAUGUUCCAAGUGGUUCCAUAGUUGGUGAUAAGGAAGAUAAGAAAAGGCCUGAUGAUGAGAAAUUUUUACAUUGGAGAUUUUCAAGAAAAGCAUGGAAUGAGGAGAAGGAAAUCAAGCUAUGA